Messenger RNA from Micromonas commoda, 972 nucleotides. RefSeq lists its product with no specific name. The transcript has a single exon. Lineage: Eukaryota; Viridiplantae; Chlorophyta; Mamiellophyceae; Mamiellales; Mamiellaceae. The record is from RefSeq and is a predicted model, not a curated record. The coding region runs from base 1 to 972 and encodes 323 amino acids.
AUGGCGAGCGCGGAGGAGACUCCGCGCGAAAGCGAGAUCCCGUCGGCGCGGACGGAAGUCGCGCCCGCGGAGAAAGAGGAGGGAUGGGACAGCCAGGAAGAGGACCCCUCGGAGGCGCGAGGAGGAGACCCGCUCGUUUUGUUAGCGCUCGCCGCCGCCGCGGAACUGGUCGAGGAGCCCCCGGAGCGGCCCGAACAGGCGGCAGGAUUCGCGCCUGAUCCAUCUGAGGGGCACAAAGACUUCGUCGAUACCCUGCUCGGCGGAGAUGGAGCGUGCGCCCCGUCUCGCCGUGCCCUUCAAGCGCCCCGUUACCUCGCCGACCCGCUCAGCCGACUCGAUACGAAGCGAACGAAGGAGCCGACGGCGGGUCUGUGGGACAACGCCGAGGUCCGAGGGCGCGUGGCGGACGUGGUCAACUCUCUGAAAGCAGAGGCAUCGUUCGCAUCGCGCCCCGCGGCCGCCGCAUCGCUCCCGUCACGCGACGAUCCCGCGGGCGACAGCUUCGACUUGGGCUCACUCGGCGGCAGCCUCGGGCUUGGUGGCGGGCCCGAUCGCGGUUCUUCCCCCCGCUUCUCGCCCCCGAUAGCUCCAGUGACCGGGAUGCCUCGGCUCGGAGAGAGGAAGCGCCGGAACGCCGUGUUCAACUCACCCCACCGCCUCGCUCCGUGGGGCGAAGGAGUGAGGGUCACACCGUCGCUGUCCCUCUCACCUCGUGAAGUCUUGGACAGGUACGAUCGCUCCCCCGACCGUUCCUUCGAGGAGGAGAACGCGGAUGACUUACAAUUUCACCUGGACAUGGAGUAUCCCCUGGCACACCAGCGGUCGGAACGGGUGGACGGGCGUGACGACGUGGAUACGCCGGAGCUGUCGAGCGACGGCACCGAGGAGUCGCCCGUGAGGCUGAGACCAAACAUCGGCUUAGCUUCACCUCGCUACACCUCGCGCUUCUUCAGCUCCCGCGGCGGUCGGUAA